AUGUCUGAAAAUAUAAUCAUGGCUCAAGAGCCCACUCCGCCAUCUACCUCCUUUGGUGAGCGGCGUGGGCAUCGACUCGCGCCGCUAAAUACAAACUUUGCCCCAGUUGCACCCGCCUCUAAACAGCCCCAGUCACGAUCACGCCCUCGUCCAUCCGAAUAUCCCACUACCAAUGGCUCGGAGGGGCCGGUCCCGCUCCAGAGCCCGGUGCGCCGUCAAUCAUCCAAAUCUUCCCUGCGCAAUUUGUUCAGUCGCGACAAGUCGCGUGCCGCGGUGGCCCCAGAUACCAAGUUGACCGAGAUCGAGGAAAUCCAACCACCCCCAGUGCCAGAACCAGAGGCAUUGCUAUCCCCGGAUCUCAUGAGCCCCCAUACCGCUUCAACUCCGACAACGCUCACUUCCCCGACAACUCCUCGAGCCCGGACCACAUUGAAAACGCCUCGACCGCGGCCUGCAGAGACGAAUCCGCCCCCGCGAGAGCAAUAUGGAUGGAAGCCACCACCCUUAUUCCAAGCCUAUCCGCAAUCCAUCAAGCAUGAAUCUCUAUCGGCGCCAGCCAUGUCGGCAGAUUCAAUCUUGCGCCUGCAGGCGACAACCGGGAAGAACGCUGCAACGGAGGAUGCUAGGAACCAACUGGGGCAAGAAGAUAGUAAGAAGAAGGAAGAAAAGGAACGGAAACAUCUGCGGACGCUGUCUGGGACGAUCAACAAAGUUGAGUGGAACAACAAGAUCUAUGUGCUGGCCACCGCCGGGUUUAUUCUCCAAUAUACCGGCGAAGGGAAACACGAUCGCUUGCCUGAAAAGAUGCUGCAAUUGGGCCCCAAGUCGGUGGCAUUUGCGAGUGACGCGAUUCCUGGAAAGCAUUGGGUUGUUCAGGUCUCUCAGAACCCAGAUGCCGAUUCUAUCCCCGAUACAGAGCCCUCGAAGCCGAAACUCUCCUCACGUUUUGGCUUUCAUCGGUCCAAUGCGCGUCGUUUGGCGCGUAGCUUUCUCUUGGUGUUUGAUAACCCGGACUCAAUGAUUGCCUGGCUGAUAGCCCUUCGUGCUGAGAUUGAGUCCCGCGGGGGACCCAAGUUCACCAUGGAAAAGCACUCAGAUGAUGAUGCGGAGGCUCCCCAACUUCGCUCCAAGUCAAGCGUUCGUCAAAUGGUGAAAAAGGAUCCCCAUCGGAUCUCAAGCUUAUUCCUGCAACCGCAGACCAUGCGUUCCCCUGAAGAAGAUGACGACGGGGAUUCGGUUGGUGGCAUGACCUGGCAGUCACGGCGAAGUUCAUACGUUUCUGUCAGUCGAUCGGUGGUGAACUCGAGGGCAGGAUCAGCUUCCACAGGUCGAACGGAGUCGACUGGUCCAACAAACGGAAAUCCAUCUGAAGGCCCCUUAUCGCAUACCUCGAUGAGUCCCCCUGUGCAACCGCCCCAGUCACCUCAAAUGGGUCCUGGUGCCGCGGUCUUGGAGGAACUGAUGAGGCCCGAGGUUGAUCCUCUAUACACCCGCAGCCCACCAACCUCCAGCCAAGGGAAACGGCAAUCACUAUAUGGGUCCCCCAAGGCCACGCCAAUUCCGGUGGUCAGUCACCCCGAACCACCUCAGUCCAAUUAUAGUCAAUCCAGCAUUGCCGAAACUCUGGUUCGAAGUGCCUCGCCUCCUGCUCCCAAUUUUAGCGUGCCUUCCUUCAGCAAGAAGUUUGCGUCGAGGCAAGGUAGUACCUCCAUCUCUCAGGGCAGUUUCAAUUCUCCUCCAGUGUCUGUCGCAGGGGUUCUGCACCGAGGUGAGAGUACAGGCGAUUUUAGUAUCUCCAGCGUCUCCUCACCCCCACAGUCCCCAACUUAUAGCGUUGCAAGCUCGCGCCAUACAGACUAUUCCGAGCCAGCAUACAUGUCCCGAGAUGGCACUCGACGUACCUUGCGCACAUCCAAUUCAGAGGACGCUCUUUCCAGAGUUAUUCGUCAGACUCCGCCAGAUCACAUCAAUGGCAAUGCUUUCGCCCGCAUGGCCCGACAAACAGCUUCUUCCGAUGCCAGUCCCCCUUCAUCUCGACCUCUCAGCUUGGUCGGUCGACCUGGUCUGGGUAUCCAUAUGGUCAGUGAGUCGGAUGUGCUGAGUAUACCUCCAAUCGAACCAACUCCACGAAACCGCGUGUCGACCGUGCAAUCCGAUCAUCAAAACAUGUCCCGUCGGAAGAGCAUGCCCGGCCUCACCCUAGGUCCUCCUGCUGCACCUCCACCCAACUGUCCCCUCCCUAAAAUCCCUUCUUCCAUUGCUGCGCAGGCGCUGCCUUCUUGGUCAACUACUCCCCCUGUCGACCGGUUUUAUCAAUCUCAACAAAUACGUGAUCAGCUGCUAGAUAAACGGAAAAAUGGUUUCCCACCAAGUGUUCCGGCACAGACUGCGCAAACUGGCUCGAGAGCCCGGCAGUCCAGAAUGAUUUGA
Molecule: messenger RNA, 2430 nt
Organism: Penicillium verhagenii
Lineage: Eukaryota; Fungi; Ascomycota; Eurotiomycetes; Eurotiales; Aspergillaceae
Product: peptidase family M20/M25/M40 protein
Exons: 1
Coding region: 1-2430 (809 amino acids)
Source: RefSeq, a predicted model, not a curated record